AUGGCUGGUUUCGACGCUGGUGCAGUGUAUCGUUCUGACAGUCUUUUUCCGCAGUCAGUUGAUCAAGACAUUUUUGCAGACUAUCAGCAGGCUAAGAGGAAGUUUAAGGACUUUCUGCGGCAGUACAACGUUGGUGGGUUGUCAUUCACAUACAGAGAUCAGCUUAAGCGGAAUUGCACACUUAAGAACUACAAUCUUUUGAUAAAACUUCAGGAUUUGAAUAAUUUUGACAGUUACCUUGCACAAGUCCUUAUUCAGCAUCCUUCUGAUUACAUUAUUUUCUACGAGGAAGCUGCAUCCGAACUUGCAGCAGAGAUCAUGAAAUCUUCUCUCUCUUCGAGUGAGGCUUUUGCGUCUAUUCAGCUUCUUUUGGAGUGGGAAGCAUCUCCUAUUAACAUAAGGGAACUCCAUUCUGAACUAGUUUCAAAGUUGGUGAAAAUAACUGGAAUUGUCGUAUCGGCUUCUAGUGUGAAAUCCAAGGCCAUUCGUCUCACUCUGCAAUGUCGCGGGUGUCGGCAAUUUUUGCCAAAUAUUCGUGUCCGGCCUGGUUUUGAAGGUUAUAUGCUACCACGAAAGUGCUCUUCGGCACACGGUGGGGGUGCUGCUGUUCCCUGUCCUGUAGACCCAUAUUUCAUUGUUCCUGAUAAAUGUCAAUGUGUUGAUUAUCAAGUCUUGAAGCUACAGGAGUCACCGGAUUCUGUUCCUCAGGGCGAGAUGCCUCGGCACAUGCAACUCUACUGUGACAGGUACCUGGUAGAACAGGUUGCUCCUGGUAACAGAAUUACUGUUGUUGGAGUCUAUUCCAUACAAACUUCGGCGUCUACUAAGACGAAAUCGAACGCACACGAACGCGUUAAUGUUGGGGUUCGGAUGUCUUAUAUUCGCGUUUUUGGUCUCUCUAUAAAUACUGAAGGUCCGGGUCGAAGUGGCGUGUUUUCAGGUGGCAAACCGUUGAAUACUACGAACACCACUAACACUGAGCUAGAGGAGGAGGAGAUGCGCAAGCUAGCUGGCACUCCCAACAUUUACGAGCUCGUUGCUCGUAGCAUCGCGCCAUCUAUUUAUGGUAGUCUUGAUAUUAAAAAAGCAAUUGCCUGUCUUCUCUUCGGCGGUUCCCGUAAGCGUCUUCCUGAUGGACUCUGUCGGCGCGGUGAUAUCAAUCUUCUUCUUCUGGGUGAUCCGGGUACUGCGAAAUCACAGCUGUUGAAAUUUGUCGAGAGAUGUGCACCUGUUGGUGUCUACACUUCUGGCAAGGGCAGCUCUGCAGCUGGUCUAACUGCUUCAAUUGUUCGUGAUCCUUCAUCUCAUAAUUUCGUCAUGGAGGGUGGUGCGAUGGUACUAGCUGACGGUGGUGUAGUGUGCAUUGACGAGUUUGACAAGAUGCGCGAAGAUGAUCGCGUAGCUAUCCAUGAGGCAAUGGAACAGCAGACUAUUUCUAUUGCUAAGGCGGGUAUCACUACUUCACUCAACAGUCGUUGCUCUGUCCUUGCAGCAGCUAACAGCGUCUAUGGUCGUUGGGAUGACACCAAAGGAGAAAGCAAUAUCGACUUCAUGCCUACCAUUCUUUCUCGUUUUGAUAUGAUUUUUGUCGUUCGUGAUGAACAUGAUGCUGCUCGGGAUAGUGCUUUGGCUCAUCAUGUCAUACAGGUUCAUCUGCACGGCAAUGACAUGACGAGCAACACGGAGGCUGGGGAGGACAGCUUAACGUCGGAAGAAAUACCGCUCUCAAAGUUGCGUCGUUUCAUUGCAUUCGCACGUGAGCACUGCGGUCCCCGACUCUCUCCAGCAGCAGCGGAAAAGCUGGUCAAUCAAUAUGUGCUUAUGCGCUCAGGUGCAAAUCGUCUCGAACAGCAGAGCGGAAAACGCACUGCUAUUCCUAUAACCGUUCGUCAACUCGAGGCCAUCGUUCGAAUUUCUGAGGCUCUCGCAAAAAUGAGACUGGAUGCUUUUGCGACUGAGUCGGAUGUGGACGAAGCACUGCGACUCUUCCGGGUUUCCACGUUGGAAGCCUUUAUGACAGGGAGUCUGGAGGGCGCUGAGGGUUUUACAAGCCAAGAAGAACAUGACCUUGUGCUGAGGGUUGAGAAGCAGUUAAAGAAGCGCUUCGUUAUUGGCUCGCAGGUCUCAGAGCACGCAAUCUUACAGGACUUUACACGUCAGGGUUUCCCUGAGAGGACGGUGAUGAAGGUACUCCACUACAUGAUUCGUCGCGGAGAGGUUCAAUACAGGAUGCAGCGCAGAAUUCUGUAUCGAAUGAAGUGA
Molecule: messenger RNA, 2262 nt
Organism: Hydatigera taeniaeformis
Lineage: Eukaryota; Metazoa; Platyhelminthes; Cestoda; Cyclophyllidea; Taeniidae
Source: the annotation of a GenBank genome assembly